CCGGAGCUUCGUAGUCAGUCAUGCUGAGCGAGGAUGGGAGCGGGCGGGGCGCGCGGCGGUCGCGGGUGGACGGCGGUGUGCGCAGCGGGCCGCGGGCGGCUGCAGCGAGCGCCUCCAGGGCAGGCCGCGCUCCCGACGGCAGGAGGCGGCGCCGCGGCCUCCGAGCGGGUGACAGAGUCGGGCCGGGCGGGGGCAGCCCGAGGGCGGCGCCGGCCAACCGCGUCGCUGGCUUCCGCGCACGCAGCCUGGCGCGGCGACACGCGCACACCCGCGGCCGAUCGGGGGAGGGAGCGGAGCCCGCCGAGCGCCAGAUCCCCGCGCGCUGCGAGUCGCCAGGGCAGGGAUUGUUGCAGUGUUCUGCCCAGGUUUUCCAGUGUCAUCCACCCCAGGAUCGUCUUGACAACUCUCUAGCUAACAAGGUAACAAGGAGCGGAGGUAACAAGAAGCGGGCCUGGUUUCCUUUAAACAGGUCACGCCUCCCAGUAACCAUUUGUAGCAGUCGAUUGUAAGAAUAGAAGCCUUGGGAUUGGCUAGGAGUGGACUCUGUGCCUACUCUGGCGGUCCUCAGUAGCAUUCCAGAGUCCGUGACCAUUUGACUGGUGACUCCUUGGAGAACGUGUAUCUCUUUAGAAAUGGUAAGAUUUCUGAUGGUUGGCGGAGUUGUUUAUCUAAUUUGUUUUCCGGUGAUCCUGUCUCCCCUUGCACUGCAUCAUUUCCUUUGAGGUUGUAUUGGGACCUGAACAGUUUUCCAUUCAUCCUUUUCUUCCAUCUCCAUUCCUCAUAUUUAUGCCUUUAGCAGACAGUACAACACAUGGAAUCCAUUUAACUCUAACAGAAACAUUUAACCCAUUCUGCUAGAAUAUAGGACCAUUUCGAGGUACCUAAUACAUUGCUAAGGUCAUACAGCAGAGUUCUCCAUACAGGCAUCUUUUAUAAGCUCCUUUCUCAAAGUUUAAGUUCUUCAUAGUCCGUGUACUGCUUUGUUUGGAAGCAGGCAGCGUUCAUGAGAAAGUCAAACAGUGUGCUCUUCAAGUAUAUGUGCAUAUUUGUGUGCAUUUUCUGGUUAAUCUGUCUGACUCCUGCGAUGUGGCUGUGGAGGUGGGGUGUAUAAGAAGUAUACCUUUUGAACGAAUAUGAUUGUGAUUGUUAAAUGUUCUUUUGUGAGCAUAACUGCUAUAUAUUUUACUAUUUUUAUUAUUAUAUAACAAAACAAGACACUCAGAAGGGAGGUGAUAGGAAAGUUGAUGCUGCAUUUUUUUUCUUGUGUGGUUUAUGGCAAAUCCAUAUUAAACAUUCAUUAGCAUAAAAUGUGAGGGUGUAUAUGUGUUUGUGAUGUCUGUGUUCAUAUGUGGGGCUGCAGAUAUGCGUUUUCCAUACCUCUCUGUGGGUCCUCUCUGCCCACCUUGUUGGAACAUAAUGCCU
This is a messenger RNA of Rattus rattus (black rat), 1422 nucleotides long. RefSeq names its product CLK4-associating serine/arginine rich protein-like. NCBI's taxonomy places the organism in Eukaryota, Metazoa, Chordata, Mammalia, Rodentia, Muridae. The record is from RefSeq and is a predicted model, not a curated record. The coding region runs from base 21 to 509 and encodes 162 amino acids. The transcript is spliced from 2 exons.